Messenger RNA from Hylaeus anthracinus, 3845 nucleotides. RefSeq names its product ras GTPase-activating protein 1 (gene vap). NCBI's taxonomy places the organism in Eukaryota, Metazoa, Arthropoda, Insecta, Hymenoptera, Colletidae. Gene Ontology annotation, biological process: regulation of GTPase activity. Gene Ontology annotation, molecular function: protein binding. The coding region runs from base 697 to 3537 and encodes 946 amino acids. The transcript is spliced from 15 exons. The record is from RefSeq and is a predicted model, not a curated record.
CGAACGUCUACUCUCUCUCUACGAGUGCAUCGUCGAUGGUGUAUUAUUUAUAAAAGUAUUUUUAUGAAAAACUUGGCUGCGUUCGAUGUAUACAGCUUAUUCUCGAGUCGCGGGACCGGUGAAUGAACAACCUUAAAAACAUGUCGUGAUCCUUUCGUUUAAAUUUGAUAAACUGCACGAGAUAAAGAAAAUCCCUUGUCCGUCUGUAUCCUGCAGCCACCGCGUGCAGUAAUAAAAUGGCUGCUGAGAAACGUCAAUACAUUUUAUACCAAUAAUAAGCCAACUUUGUAAAUAAUCGUGGCAAGGCGGAUCGUAAAAAGUCGGAUGCCGUUCAAUUAAUACUCUAAGUUUCUUUUUUUUUUCCAUAAACGUGUGUGCGUGAAAGGGGUGCGUGUGAACCGAAAAUGGCAGAAUUUGUGCGUGGAGGUCCGAGCGUGUCGAACAGUGCUAAGGUACGUACGAGGGUAUUAUUCAUCUCGGAUUAUUCAUCCGCUAUUGUGUCGUCGGUGAAAAGUCUAAAGAGCUAAAUAAGAAGAAAGGGACCGUAUCACACGUUCGAGGAGUCGUAAUAGCUUGAAAAAACUCCAGCGAGUACCGCAAAUUCGGGACUGUUUUUUAAAUAUUUUCUCGGGAAGGUGUUUUCGGUAUCGUUUACGGACAAUAUAUCUCGAUCAGUUUGUACAAAAGCGAAAAGAAAUGAUAAAAGAACGUGGAUGUUGGAGAAUCAUAAGCAGACAUCCGCAAAUGAUGGAUCACAACAGUAAAGGAGGAUCUCCUAGCACUGGUAGCGAGGAUGGUGGACAGAAUGAAUCUAUGAAUGCAGAAAAUGAAUUUGAUCCUUUUCUUGAAAAUAUACCAGAUGAUAUUCAAGAUACAGAGGAACCUGAUAGUGCUAAUGCAACUCUGUUAACAGCUCCUCCAGAAAAUCAGUGGUAUCAUGGUAGAUUAGAUAGAUUUACAGCAGAGGAAAGACUGUGGGAUGCAAAUAAAAUGGGUAGUUAUCUGGUACGUGAAAGUGAUAGGAAACCUGGCAGUUAUGUUUUGUCUUAUUUAGGCAGAACUGGCAUUAAUCACUUUAGAAUCACUGCUGUAUGUGGAGAUUAUUAUAUCGGUGGCAGACAGUUCAAUAGCUUGUCAGACCUUGUUGCAUAUUAUACUCAUUGCUCGGAUCUUCUAAAGAGAGAAAGACUUAUACAUCCUACUCCACCCCCUGAACCAGUAAAUGAUAAAAAACGAAUUGUUGCUAUACUGCCGUAUACAAAAAUGCCAGACACAGAUGAAUUAAGCUUUCAAAAGGGUGACAUAUUUUUUGUGCACAAUGAUAUGGGGGAUGGUUGGCUAUGGGUCACUGCUCACAGAACUGGUGAACAGGGGUUAAUUUUUCGUGAAUUAGUGGAGGAUCUAGAUGAUUCUAUUGAUCCUAAUACUGUCUUCUCUUGGUUUCAUCCUAAUGUUACCAAAAGUGAAGCUGUUGACAUGUUAGUAAAAGCAGGGCCUGGAAGUUUCUUAGUCAGGCCUUCAGACAACAGUCCAGGAGAUUAUUCACUUUUCUUUCAUAUAAACAAUCAGAUACAAAGAUUUAGGAUUGAGAAAAAGGGAGUGAGAUAUCUUAUGGGUGGCAGAACUUUUGAAUGUCUCGAUGCUGUUAUAAAUAGAUACCGAAAAGAACAAAUAGUGGAGGGUCAUACUUUGGUUCAAGCAAUGGUGACUGAACCUGAUGGUAGUGUAAGGGUUAAUAGAGAGGUGCAACACGCGGAAAAAAUAUAUGCGACUCUGAGAGAGUGCCGCGAACAAUCCGGAGCAAAGAAAAAUAAAGGAAUAAAAAUGCAAGGAUAUUUAGAAAAGAAAUCGGAAAAAAACAAGAAAUGGAAAGCCCUGUAUUUUGUACUUUUAGUAGAUGCUACUGAUACUCAUUUGUAUCUAUAUGACAAUCCGAAAAGGACCAAACCUAAAGGUCUUAUCGAUUUAAGCUGUGCUUAUUUGUACCAGGUUCAUGAAAGCGUGUUUGAUAGGCCUCAUUGCUUUCAAUUAGUUGAGCGUGCUUUACCAUGUUUGGCCACGAUAACAUAUUUGGCUGCUCCAAAUUCAGAAAAUGCUUUAGACUGGAUUAAUGCCUUGAAACCAUUAUGUGUGUCACAACUUACUCGUGCUCCGAAAGUUGCUCGUCUCCGUGAAUUGCGUUCAUUGCAUCUUCAUAUUUUAGACGCACAUAGACUUCCAUAUAAGCUAGUACCAAACCCAUUCAUCAUAGUGGCUCUAAAUAAUGUAAAGGUUGCUCGCACGAAAGUUAAGACUGGAUCACACCUAACUUGGGAUGAAGAAUUCAUUCUAGAGGACGUGCCACCCGAUGUCAUGUCGUUUUCCUUAACGUUGUACAAUAAAGGUAAACGUAGUAAAGAUACAGAGGUUGCAGAAUUGACUGUUGAAUUAGCGAGUUUGACCAAUGGAGAAGAGAUGGACGAAUGGUAUCCAUUGUCAGGACUUACUCCAAUAGGAGAAUGGGGCGUGUUACGUUUACGUAUAAGGUAUCGGCACGAUCUAGCGAUGCCACCGGAAGAGUACAGUCCAUUACAACAAUUGCUAUUAGACCCAGAAUUACACGUUGUUAGAGCAUUAGCGGAUGUGUGUCAUUUGGACAGAGUGCCACUUGCAACUAGUUUACUUAGAAUAUUUAGGCACGAAAGAAAAGAAGCUGACCUGCUGCGCUCGUUAAACCAAGCCGAAGUGGACAAAGAAGAUGAAACGCCAACCUUGUUUAGAGCUGCUAGCCUUACGACUACUUUAAUGGAUUUAUACAUGAAAUCAGUUUGUACCUCGUUUUUAAAAGCCGCUUUACGCGACACUAUAGUAAAAUUGAUCGAAAGUAAGCAAAGCUGUGAAUUGAAUCCAACAAAAAUGGAUUCUCCAGAGGAUGCAUGCAGUAACGCAGAAUUUUUACUACAGGUCUUGGAUGAAGUAACGUUGAGCAUUUUCACGAGUCCCGACUCUUGUCCAAGGACUCUCAGAUAUAUUUGUGGAUGUUUGCAAAGAGCAGUUGUUGCCAAAUGGCCACACGAAAGACUAGUCAGAACGCGAGUAGUCAGUGGAUUUAUAUUUUUACGCCUACUCUGCCCUGCCAUAUUAAAGCCUAGGUCAUUUAAUUUAAUAGCUGAACCACCACCUCCAGCUGCUGCAAGAUCUUUAGUAAUGGUCGCAAAGUGUUUACAAAAUUUGGCUAAUUUAGUAGAAUUCGGUGGUAAAGAACCGUAUAUGGAAGUAGUGAAUCCAUUCAUUCUUAAGAACAAAGAACGAAUGGUUGUAUUUCUCGAUCAGUUAUCCAACGUAACUGAGAAACCAGAGUCUGAAGGUGCAGAUCCAAGGAACAAGAGUUGUGUAUCGGAUACAGCAAGAGAUUUGGCGACGUUGCAUCACAUUUGUGUUUCGCAUUUAAAAGAACUUCAGGUUCUCUCGAAGACGCAGUCAACAAUUAAACAGUUAGUGACAGUGACCGAAAUGUUAAGCAAACAUAAACAAAAAUACAUGGAAAUGAUACGGUAGUGCAAGAACUAUUCGCUAUGAACAAUGCCAAACGUAACAAAACAAUUCAUAAGAUUUCACGACAGAUACGCAGUAGUAUUUAAUAUUAAUUAUUAAGUGAUUUAAGUAAUUAAACGUACAGACUGACGUGCCAUAUAUAUUAUUGUAUACACUCAAGCCUACAUUUACCAUUUCGUAUGUAAUUAGAAGAUAGUUUAUACGUAUAGUAACAACACAUGACAGUGAUAUAGUGACAUACAGAAUCAUAUAGACGUAUAACGAUUUUAUAUUUACCUAGGUGCUCAAAAAUAAAUGCAAAUUAAACCAAG